Messenger RNA from Papaver somniferum (opium poppy), 693 nucleotides. RefSeq lists its product as uncharacterized. Lineage: Eukaryota; Viridiplantae; Streptophyta; Magnoliopsida; Ranunculales; Papaveraceae. The record is from RefSeq and is a predicted model, not a curated record. The transcript has a single exon. The coding region runs from base 1 to 693 and encodes 230 amino acids.
AUGGUGAGAAUCGAGUCUACUGUAGAACAAGCGGCAAGAAUCAGGAGAAGUAGAAGAAUUGUUGGAAGAAGAAGAGCUGAAGAUGCUGAAUCUCCAAGAAGUGGAGAAAGAACCAAUCAAAGGAAUGAAACUCAACCUGAACUUCCACGCGACCCAGAGCAACAUAAUGAUAUUGAUCAUGAUAGAGUAAGUGUUCAUACGGCAAGAACAAAUACUACAGAAGAAGAUAUGCAAGAAAAUGGAGGUGCAGGAUUAAUACAAGGAAAUGAGGAAAAUAUGACGAUUGAGGAACUUCGACAGAGAUUGAUGGCAGAACGACGAAGAGAAAAUGAAGAACGUGCGAAUUUGAUACAACGAAAUAAUGAUUUGAGAGAAGAAAAUAUAAUAUUACAAGAGAGGAGAUCAAGAAGUAUCACACGUGCAAGAUCAAGGACAAGAACAAGCAAGAGUUCAUCAAGACAAAGCAGAUCUAACAGGCAAGAUGCUAGGCGAAGACAACCUUUAAGCACCAUUGAAGAAAAUAUACAAGUAGAUGAUAACUUACAGGAUCAACGCGAGGGAAGACGUGCAAAACAAGAUCUAGCAAAUAAUCGAUAUGCACACCCACGUGACCUGCUUCGCGGACAACAAAAUCAAAGAGAUAAUAGACGUGAAAAUGCAAGCGAAUCCCGUCGCACACAUCAUAAUUCAUAA